UUUUUUGUGGGCGUGGCUUGGUGACGCCGCCCUGGUUGCAGAGAGUGUCUGAGCGUGAAUCCAGGCGGAGCUGAUAGAGGAUGGAGCAGAGGGACAGAGGAGCAACCACCUCAGAUCUCAUCACUAAAACAUCACGUCCACGCAUCAGGAUUCGUCUUAAUUUCACGCUGAGUUUGGUUUCGCGUCUCUCUCAUUUGUGUCCUCAUUUCGUCGCUGACAACAGCCGCGCGUCGGUCCGCUUCUCCCAUCUGGCUGUGAACACGGAACCGGUUCUGGCUUUUAUGUACCAGUGGAUGGAGAGAAGAUCCGGUUGAAAAAGGAAAAACAUUUACGCGAGGUUCACACCUUCAGCUGGACUCAAAGUCGCUCCUCAAAUCCAAAUGGAUGAAGACAAUCAUGUCCCUGAGGAUCUGUCCCUGGAGGAGAGGGAUGAGCUGUCAAACAUCCGACGGAGGAAGAGAGAGCUGCUCGAUGACAUUGAGAGGUUGAAAUUUGAGAUUGCAGAGGUCAUGACAGAGAUCGAACAGCUGACGUGUGUCGGGGAAAGCAAAACAUCUCAGAGGAACAAACAGAUCGCUAUGGGCAGGAAGAAAUUUAACAUGGAUCCCAAAAAGGGAAUCCAGUUCCUGCUGGAGAACGACCUCCUCCAGAACACUCCAGAAGACAUCGCUCAAUUCCUCUACAAAGGCGAGGGGCUCAACAAGACCAUCAUUGGGGACUACUUGGGCGAGCGGGAUGACUUUAACAUCAAGGUGCUUCAGGCUUUCGUGGAACUGCAUGAGUUUGCAGACCUAAACCUCGUCCAAGCGCUGAGGCAGUUCCUGUGGAGCUUCCGCCUGCCAGGUGAAGCCCAGAAGAUUGACCGUAUGAUGGAGGCGUUUGCCUCGCGCUACUGUCAGUGCAACCCUGGAGUUUUCCAGUCGACAGAUACCUGCUAUGUGUUGUCAUUCGCUAUCAUCAUGCUGAACACCAGUCUACACAACCCAAACGUCAGAGACAAGCCUCCCGUGGAGCGCUUCAUCUCCAUGAACAGGGGCAUCAAUGAAGGAGGGGAUCUGCCAGAGGAGCUUCUCAGGAAUCUUUAUGACAGCAUCAAAAAUGAGCCCUUCAAAAUCCCAGAGGACGAUGGGAAUGACCUGACACACACAUUCUUCAACCCGGACAGAGAAGGCUGGCUCUUAAAGCUGGGAGGCAGAGUCAAAACGUGGAAGAGAAGAUGGUUUAUCCUAACCGACAACUGCCUCUAUUACUUUGAAUACACAACAGAUAAAGAGCCUCGUGGGAUUAUUCCCCUUGAAAACCUCAGCAUCAGAGAGGUGGAUGAGCCAAGAAAACCUAACUGCUUUGAGCUCUACAACCCCAACCAUAAAGGUCAGGUCAUCAAGGCCUGCAAAACUGAGGCAGACGGGCGGGUCGUGGAGGGUAACCAUGUUGUGUACAGGAUAUCAGCCCCCACCCCAGAGGAGAAGGAGGAGUGGAUCAAGUCCAUCAAGGCGAGCAUCAGCAGGGAUCCUUUCUAUGACAUGCUAGCCACCAGGAAGAGGAGGAUAGCCAAUAAGAAAUGAUGACUGCAUAUCUCAGACUGAACAUUUUUCUGUGCGUUUUCUAUGGACGUAGUGAAGGUCUCCCGUUCAUUGAUUUUAGGACUGAGGGACAAGCACUGAUACAAGGGACCCUGGAUCAUUUCUGGCUCAAGACUGUUUGCAUCUUAAGUCUUUUGUGAUGAAAAACAUGUGGAUGAACUCUUCGCCAACACCAGUUAUAAUGAAGAACAUCAGAAGAAGAGACAAGUAUGACUGUAAUAAGGGAGCUUUUUUUCUGAAAUGUUUGGGAGAGAUUGCCCUCUGCUGGGCACUUAUUUAAUUAAAUGUACUUCACCUUAUGCAGUUCCCUGCACACAUAACCCCUAGAACUUUUUUAGUUUGUUACCUCAUUGUAUUUUAACUGGAUUUUAUGCGAUAGACCUACACAAAGUAGAGCAUAAUUUUGAUAAUACGUUGUGUUCUUUUUUUUUUUUUUUUUUAUCUGAAAGGUGUGGCUUGCAUGUGAAUUUCGCCCCUCAUAGUAAUUGCUACAAUCACAGCUUUAAGUCUGUCGGGGUAUGUCUCUAAAUGUAGAGUCUAAAAUUCCUGCUGGUUCUUCUUUGCCAAACAGAUUGGAUGGAGAGCAUUUUUGAACAUCGGUGUUAAAGUAUUGCCACUAUCGUAGCUCGUAGACUGUAUGUUAAGGGUUGUUUUUCACCUGUAAGGUGACCCUUAACCUCAGUUUCUUACAUGUCCUCUAUGCAGCUUCAUCCAUCUUCCAAUCACCUCUAACCCGGUGAAGAAAAACAACCCCACAGCAUGAUGCUGCAAUCGCCAUAUUACACAAUUUGAAUGAUGUGUUAGUUUUCUGCCAUAUUUCCAUGCUAUCCUUGCCUGGCUUGUCCGUUUAGUUGGGCAGCCAUGCAUUCAAUUUAUUUACCAGUAUCAGAGUAAAAGGAGCUGGAAACAUAUUCAUUCCACAUGUUUUAGAGUCUGUUUCUAAAAUAUUUUGGCACUGAUUUGUGUUGGUCGGUCAGACGUUUCUGGUUGUAAUGUGAACAUUUUUUUAAAAGUUCUGGAUGUAUGAAUAUUUUUUGGAGGAAAAAGAAAACACUGAAUCUGUUGCCAUUCACGGCAGCCAAGAUUCCUGUCGCCAUCCCUGACAUCCACCUCCUUUAACUGCCAACAGUUAACAAUAUUUUAUAGCAACUUCUGAAAGCCUCAAGCUCAUCAGUCAGCUGGUCUGGUUGGUAGCCUUUAAAGGAGUUUAUUAUUCAAUCAUUCUGAUUUAUUCUGUAAAAUUAUUCACACAGUUUGCCCAAGUAUUUAAUAUCUGACUGCAAAGCAAUGGAAACAUGACUGAGAACCGAAGACCUUACAAUAUAGAGCAUAAUUUUAAAGUGACUGUAAUUCAGUUUGUCUCCUGAAAGCAUUUUUGUUCUAAGAAUCCAUCUUUCUGUUUUUUGUAUUUAUUUCCCCCCUUACAGUUAGUGUGUAUAAUAUAAAAUGUAUAGUUUUCUUUAUGUUCACGUAGUGUUGAUCAUGGCUGUAGCCAUUUCUAUUUGACUUUUUAGUCCAGCAGCCAAUAGAGGACAUAGAGGGACUGCUCCUGGUGGAGAAAUGAAGGCCCCUCACUCCUGUUAUUGAUGAGAAAUUAAUGAAUGAUGCUGUUUAACCGUUCAGAAGGCCAAGCAGAGACUUUCAGGUUAACAUUGACUUAAUCUGACCAAUCGCCAUUUGUCGGAUACUUUGAUGUACAAUCUGAAUAAAAGAAAUUGAUACACCUUA
Molecule: messenger RNA, 3311 nt
Organism: Girardinichthys multiradiatus
Lineage: Eukaryota; Metazoa; Chordata; Actinopteri; Cyprinodontiformes; Goodeidae
Product: cytohesin-3
Exons: 13
Coding region: 381-1565 (394 amino acids)
Biological process (GO): regulation of ARF protein signal transduction
Molecular function (GO): guanyl-nucleotide exchange factor activity
Source: RefSeq, a predicted model, not a curated record